AUGAUCUCUCUCACCCAUUUUCUCAUCUUUUCUCUCUUUUUUCCGGGUGCAUUUCUUGCGCCGACGCAGGCCCCACUCACUACGCGUGAGUUGCCAAGAAUCACCGUUUGGACUCCUCGUUUCUCUGUUGACGAGCCUGAGCACAUCCACACGAUAGCGGCGCGGCGUGCACUUCGCGGUCGCUUUCUCCAUGUCACUGACAUCCAUCCCGACGCACACUACGUUACCGGGUCGUCUGAGUCGUCUGCGUGCCACAGGAAGAAACCCAAGAAGGAGAAAGCGCGGGCAGGGAAAUACGGGACACCACACAGCGAUUGCGACUCGCCGCUACGGUUGACCAAUCACACGCUAGACUUUCUCGAGAAGAAUUGGGCAUCGGAAAUAGAUUUCGUCAUCUGGACUGGAGACAAUGCUAGACACGACAACGAUCGGAAGCUUCCCCGGACGUUAAACGAGAUAUACGACCUGAAUCGGGCGGUGGCGAGACGGAUGGAAGAGAUCUUUUUGUCGAGGGGGAUACCAGUUGUGCCGAGCUUGGGGAACAACGACAUUUGGCGCUCUGAUACUUCCAUCGUAGGACCCAACAACAUCAUUAGUCAAUUCUCAUCAAUAUGGAGGAAUUUCGUCCCUUUCGCAUCCUAUCAGGUCUUUCAACGCGGAGCAUACUAUUCUACGGAGGUCAUACCCAAUCAAGUGGCCGCCAUCAGCCUAAACACAUUAUAUUUCUAUGACUCGAAUAAAGCGGUCGGCGGAUGUGAAUUCGGUGAUCGAGACGACCCCGGAAAUCUUCAACUGGACUGGCUAGAAGUACAGCUCGAGACGUAUCGUGAGAGAGGGAUGCAAGUCUGGCUUACAGGUCACGUACCUCCAUCUUCUGGAAAUUACUUCCCCGAGUGUCAUGUCCGCUAUGCGGAACUCUCGUUGAGGUUUCAAGAUACGAUUUUGGGCCACAUCUACGGGCACAUGAACAACGAUCAUUUCUUUUUCGUAGAGGCGGACGACCUGCAAUUCCCUCCAUCAUCCAAGAGCGAUGCACGCAAGCCCGGAACGUUCGCACAUGAUGAAUUAUAUGAAAAUCUCAUUGAAGACUUUGCGACUCUGCCUCAGUCGCCGAAGAAGACGAACUACGACAACUACGGGGUCGUCAACGUCUCGCCUUCUGUUGUGCCCAAUCCAUAUCUUCCUUCUUUCAGGAUCUUCUCGUACAAUGUGACAGAGGCUGAGCGAGCUGAGGAGAUAAAGGCGGAGAGUCUGAAGAAGAAGACGAAGAAGGAUCGGAAGCCAGGGCACAAUCACGGCGCUGACGAGCGGGACAAGCUCUGCAAGGAAGCCGAAUAUCAGGAAAGCUGGCGAUGUCAACUUCGAGAACCUUGGCAUUCUGAUGCCGCAGCACCGAGCAGACGGAAUACGCUCUGGACGCCGCUGGGGUACGCGCAGUACUACAUCCCGGAGCGACAGCUGGUGAACAGGACACAUCGGCCCAAGUUCAAGCUGGAGUACUUGACGUACGAGCUCGAGGCACUUCACGCGCAGGACGUAUCGGAGAGCGGGAAAUACGAGUACCCAGUGCCUCUGCGGCAUCUGCCCCAUGCGGUGCGCCAGGGGAAGGGGGCGAAGUACGCGCCGUACGGGCUGAGGGACCUGACGGUGUCGUCGUGGGUGGGGCUUGCGUCGCGGCUGGGGGGCAGGAAGGAGAAGAAGCUUCGUAGACGGUUUCGGAAAUACAUGUACCAGGACUGA
Stereum hirsutum FP-91666 SS1 is the source of this 1740-nucleotide messenger RNA. RefSeq lists its product as uncharacterized. Gene Ontology annotation, molecular function: endopolyphosphatase activity; exopolyphosphatase activity. Gene Ontology annotation, cellular component: membrane; fungal-type vacuole. The coding region runs from base 1 to 1740 and encodes 579 amino acids. Lineage: Eukaryota; Fungi; Basidiomycota; Agaricomycetes; Russulales; Stereaceae. The record is from RefSeq and is a predicted model, not a curated record. Gene Ontology annotation, biological process: polyphosphate catabolic process. The transcript is spliced from 13 exons.